Messenger RNA from Carya illinoinensis, 750 nucleotides. RefSeq lists its product as uncharacterized. The transcript has a single exon. Bases 1 to 750 code for a protein of 249 amino acids. The record is from RefSeq and is a predicted model, not a curated record. Lineage: Eukaryota; Viridiplantae; Streptophyta; Magnoliopsida; Fagales; Juglandaceae.
AUGGUCCAAACUCUUGUCCAGGUUUUGAAUGUAGAAGCUCGAGUUGUUGAAUUGAUUAAUGUGGAGACUAAACAAUGGAAUCAAGAUUUGGUAUUAUGUGUUCUUGGUGCUGAGGUAGCUGAAAUUGUCUUUAAAAUUCCUAUAAGUGUUAUUGGGGCCAGAGAUAGACUGAUGUGGUUAGAAAUAAAGGAUGGCCAGUUUAUAGUGAGAAGUGCUUAUCAUAAACAGAAGGAGCUAGUGGAUUUGCAGAAGGGUCAGUCCUCUCAUCAUGCACUAUGGCCUAAGAAUUGGACCUACUAUUGGAAACUUCAUAUUCCAAAUGCUACUAAAGUUUUCAUGUGGAGAGCUUGCCUUGAGUCACUCCUUACUAGUUUGAAUCUAUAUAAGAAGAAAAUUGUUGAUUCCCCUUUGUGUCCUAUAUGUGGUAGGGAGGAAGAGUCAACCACCCAUGCCUUAUGGAGUUGUCCAUCAGCUAUGGAUGUGUGGAGCCAAGGUCCUAAAGUUUUUCAAAAAAGUUCUAAUAGUGCAAAUUGCUUUAAAGACUUGGUGGAACAGUUUAAUGCUACUUCCAGCCAGAACUUGUUGGCUUUAAUUUCUAUGAUAACCAAAGGCAUAUGGCAGAGAAGGAACAACUCGCUCUUUAAGAAUUCCUUUAUACAUCCCACCCAGGUUGGAAGGCAGGCAGUCGCCUCCUUGGAAAACUAUAAGGCUACACAACCUAGCUCAAAGAAUAUGACCCAGCAGGUUUAA